Purpureocillium lilacinum is the source of this 1554-nucleotide messenger RNA. RefSeq lists its product as uncharacterized. NCBI's taxonomy places the organism in Eukaryota, Fungi, Ascomycota, Sordariomycetes, Hypocreales, Ophiocordycipitaceae. Gene Ontology annotation, molecular function: lipase activity. The record is from RefSeq and is a predicted model, not a curated record.
AUGGCGGGCGACUCAACGCCGUCACCCGCGCCGCCAUCACAGGCCUGUCCGGUCAGCGACGACAAGAACAGCAGCAGCAGCAGCAGCGUCAGCAGCAGCGUCAGCAACCUCCGGAUCCUCAAGGCGCUCCUCCCCAAGCUGCCGCUCAUCCUGCGCACCAUCGUCGCCCACAUCCUCAACCUCUCCGAGACGGCGCCCUACCUGGACCUGCGCAGCGCCCUCAUCGUCACCGUCCUGCGCUCCUUCUGCGAGCCCAACCCCUCGCGGCCCAGCUCCGUCUCGUCCAUCCAGCGCCUCACCGUGCGCGACCCGGGCGUCAAGGGCCGCCUCUGGAUCAGCACCUACGCCUCGCCCCCGCCCCCGGACGACGGCGCCCGCGAUGCCCUCGCCCGCGCCAUCGCCGCCCUCAAGCCGCCCCCCAGCCAGGCCGAGCCGCCCGCCGCCGAUGCGCUCGCCGUGCCGCCGUACGCCCCGGCCGGCGUCGAGGCCGAGUGGACGGGCUACCGUGCUGGUGCAGCGCCCGACGAGCGGCCCCCGCGCAUCUCGGAGCGCGACAAGUACCGCGAGAUGAUGAAGGAGUGCACCCAUCCCGCGACGGUGCUGUACCUGCACGGCGGCGGCUACUACCUGUGCGAUCCCGCCUCGCACCGGCCCACGACCAAGAAGCUGGCCAAGAUCACCGGCGGCCGCUGCUACUCUGUGCGCUAUCGCCUCGCCCCCGGCCACGCCUUUCCCGCGGCCCUGCUCGACGCCUUCGUCUCGUACCUGACGCUGCUGUAUCCGCCCCCGGACGCGUACCACGAGCCCGUGCGGCCGGAGCACAUUGUCGUCUCGGGAGACAGUGCCGGCGGCAACCUCACGCUCGCCCUGCUGCAGCUCCUCCUCGAGCUCCGCCGCCAGGGCCAGCCCGUCAUGUGGCACGGCUCGGCGCGCGACGUGCCGCUGCCCGCCGCCGUGGCGUGCAACUCGCCGUGGAUGGACGUGACGCACAGCUCGCCGCUGUUCGAGGGCUCCGACCCUCACCCCUUCGACUACCUGCCCAAGCCGGCCAUCUCGGCGCGCGGCCAGGUGGUACCGUGCGACGUCUGGCCGGCGACGCCGCCGCGCAAGUUCCUCUACGCCGCCGACGCCGCCGUCGCGCACCCGCUCGUCUCGCCCAUCACCGCCCGCAGCUGGGCCGGCGCCCCGCCCGUCUACAUGUGCACCGGCUGGGAGCUGCUCGGCUUCGAGGACCGCUUCUUCGCCAAGCGCCUCGUCGCCGACGGCGUGCGCGUCGUCUUCGAGGACUACGAGGCCAUGCCGCACUGCUUCGCCCUCAUCCUGACCAAGACGCCCAACGCGCGCCGCUGCUUCGACGCCUGGGGCGCCUUCGUCAGGCGCGCCGUCGACGGGCCCGACGGCAUCGAGUCCUCGGCGACGGGCAUCCGCGCGCGCACCCUCGAGGAGGUGGCCCUGCGAUUUGACAACCUCAGCGACAUGACGUACGGGGAGUACUGCGAUCGCAUGGUCCGCAAGGCGCGGGAGACGCCGCUGCGGGCUAUUGCCAAGCUGUAG